AUGUCUCUCUUGUUAACACUCAACAGAUCACCCCUAAAAUUCAUCCCCCUUCCAGCAGCCCUCGACGUCUCAAAGCCUGGGACAAUCGUCGAAACCGCCAAGGACCAAUCCUCAUACCCAUGCCGGCGCUGCCUCAAGGACUCUAGUCCUGGGGACGAAAUUUAUCUGAUCUCCUACAAUCCAUUCCUCGGGGAAAGCCCCUAUACCGGGCCAGAUCCAAUCUUCGUGCACCAGCGGGACUGCAUGUUUAAACUGGAAGACGAGAAGGACGUCGUUCCGGACCAGCAGCGCCGUCGAAAGCUCUCAGUCCGCGCCUAUAAUGCGGAGCAUAUGAUGAUCAAUAAUGGGGUUGUUGAUGGUGUCGACCUGGAGGCGAAAGCAGGGGAAAUGUUUGCAGAUCUGGAUGUGAAGUAUAUCCAUGUGCAUUAUGCCGGAGCUGGUUGUUUUGCAGUCAAAAUCGAGAGGAAGUAG
Messenger RNA from Coccidioides immitis RS, 471 nucleotides. RefSeq lists its product as uncharacterized. The coding region runs from base 1 to 471 and encodes 156 amino acids. Lineage: Eukaryota; Fungi; Ascomycota; Eurotiomycetes; Onygenales; Onygenaceae. The transcript has a single exon. The record is from RefSeq and is a predicted model, not a curated record.